Molecule: messenger RNA, 1709 nt
Organism: Medicago truncatula (barrel medic)
Lineage: Eukaryota; Viridiplantae; Streptophyta; Magnoliopsida; Fabales; Fabaceae
Exons: 2
Coding region: 171-1454 (427 amino acids)
Source: RefSeq, a predicted model, not a curated record
UCUGGAUUAUUAUGAGUGCUGGGCUUUUUCUUCACAUCAAAAAAAGACCAAACCCUAUUUAUUAUAAAUAAAUGGCGAAUCAAACUCGUUGAUCGCAAAUCACUGCAUUUAUCGCACUCCAAUCUCUACCUCCCAGAUUUUGUUUUAAGUGGUAACAUCAAGUCUCAAAAAUGCCAAAAGUUAGAAGAAUGCGAUCCCCGUCUAUAGAUUGCAGCGAAUCAUAUCCCUAUCCUUCCAUCUCCAAAAAUCUUGACCUACCUAGACCUAAUUUUGGAUCGGCUGAUGAAAUGAAAGAAUGGGAUGAUACUAGGUGUCCUAUUUGCAUGGAAAUUCCUCAUAACACUGUUCUUCUGAAAUGUUCUUCUUAUGAGAAGGGUUGCCGACCUUAUAUGUGCAAUACCAGUUACAGGCACUCCAACUGUCUUGACCAAUUCUGUAAGUCGUUUGAUUCUCAUCUCUCAUCAGCAAUGCUGGAAGCAAUUCCUCUCACGAGCACAGUCUCUCAUGAUUGGAAAGCUCAGUCAGAGCCUGGGAACCCCUCCCAAUGUGGGAGCAAGUUGCAACCAAAGCUUAUCUGCCCUCUUUGCCGGGGAGGAAUAUAUGGAUAUAUGGUAUCGGAACCUGCUCGAAGGUAUAUGAACUGUAAAAAAAGGAGUUGUUCUUCUGAGACGUGUGAGUUCCAGGGCACAUAUCCAGAACUUAGGAAGCAUGCUAGGCUGGUGCAUCCUUCUGUUCGACCAACAGAAGUAGAUCCGUCACGUCAGUAUGACUGGUUUAGGAUGGAACAGGAGAGGGACUUUGAAGAUCUUUUUAGCUCAAUCAAUGCAAGUUCUGAUGCAGGAUUGAGCAGAGAAGGCACCAUGUCACCUGUGGCUAUGGUUGACUUGAUGUCCCUUGUCUUCCGUGAAAUGUACUCCUCUGUUGAAGGCAACACUGACUGGAUCGUGUCUAGUGAUUCAAGACCUAGAAUGCCAGUACAGGACGAAUGGUCUGAAGCAAUACACUCGAUACACAUGCCAGCAACGGCAUUGGGUGUAUUGUCUGAAACAAUACACAGGGUAUCAGAUGAUACACACACUGACUGGAUCAUGUCUAAUUUGUUUUCUGAUUCAAUACCUAGAAUGCCAUCACAUGACAGAAGGUCUGAAACUAUGCACAGGGUAUCAAAUGAUACACAGACAAAUCAAUUAGCUAGAUGGAGAUCCGGUUUACCUUCAACACAUCAACUGGAGAGAAAUCAGAGAAUUCAUAGAGCUAGAUGGAGAUCAAACAUUUCGCCUUCCAGGAUGCCUCACAGUCAGAUUGUUGAGAAUUAUUAUAGAGAGUCGAGCCCCAGGGUCAGAACAUCUUCAACAAGAAUGCCUCGAGUUUCACAAGUUCCUCAUACUGAUCCCCGGAGCAACAAUUCUUCGUUUAGAAGGAUUCCUGGUCGUCAUUUGCGUUGGCGCAAUUAAAGAUGGUCAAAAUUCGAUAGCCUACCAUGAGCGGCACUAUAUAUUCUGAUGGAGGAAAUAUCUAGCCAAGAAGUUUUUUUUUUUUUUUUUCCUUCCAUAUAUUAUGAAGGUGAAAUUAUUAUGUAAACAUCAUUUCUUUGGAUGACUUAGUUCGGUGAAAUUGUAUUGCAACUGAUAACUUUUUCCUACAUUUUGUUUUUUAUUGGAAACAGUGCUAAAUGUGAAUGAAUUCAUUCAGCCAUUGAUUAUGCCAUA